This is a messenger RNA of Malassezia vespertilionis, 3144 nucleotides long. RefSeq lists its product as uncharacterized. The coding region runs from base 1 to 3144 and encodes 1047 amino acids. The transcript is spliced from 5 exons. The record is from RefSeq and is a predicted model, not a curated record. NCBI's taxonomy places the organism in Eukaryota, Fungi, Basidiomycota, Malasseziomycetes, Malasseziales, Malasseziaceae. Gene Ontology annotation, molecular function: protein binding; oxidoreductase activity, acting on CH-OH group of donors; flavin adenine dinucleotide binding.
AUGGAGAAGCGCAAUGUGUCGACGUUUAUUGCACAGCUCCAAGAUUUAAGCUCGCCAAUUGGACAGGCACAUGGUAAAAAUGCCUUAGCACUGUCAGAGGAGCUACUUGCGAUCCAGUGCAUCUAUGGCGACGAAGCAUUCGAAUUACAGGAAUCCACUGGACGGAACGGAACAGAUUUUGUGCUACAGAUUCCCCUUGAUACCGACGAACAAGCUGAGAUUCUUCGCUUGCUUAUUGCGCUUCCACCACACUACCCACAUUCGCAAGAACCGCCGCGACUGGCGCUGAUUGACCGAGGCCUUGGCACAUUUACAGCGGACCAAGACGUGAAGAGUUUCAUCGAUACUAUAUUUACGCAGAAGGGAAGCGUUCGGUGGACUUCUGGGGAGCCUAUUUUGUUUGAAGGUAUUGAGGCUGCUCUUGAAUACGUGCGUGGUUGGCUACACGAGAGAAAAAAUGACGAGGCGGGGCUACGUGUUACGCCCACCGCAACCGAAAACAACAUUGCAGUACAGUUUGACCGGGAUGUAAAUCUUGGCACAGUGGACCCGUCCAGACUGGUGAGCAGCGAAUUGAUUACGGCACGCAAAUCUGAAUUUUUGGGCCACGCUGCAGCACUCAACAGCCCUGACGAAGUUCCCGCCUUUUUAAAACUUGUGCUUGCGUCCGACAAGCGGGUUCAGCGUGCAGCGCACCCUAUCAUUCAUGCGUGGACAGCGACGACGAUGGCGAAACGGCUGCUGGAGGCCGACUCGCACACCUUCUCUCACUACUGGCAAGUAACUGCGUUUGCUGACAUCCAGGGCAUCGAGAGCGGAAUAGUCAUUGUAACGCGGUGGUUUGGCGGUGUCUUAUUGGGCCCCGAUCGUUUUAAGCAUAUUAAUCGCGCUGCGCGCGAUGCUUUAGUGAAAGCCGGCCUUCUUGGACACGUCGAGCACAGCCGUGAAGCAGAUCGUAGUGUUAUUCAGUCCUUUCUCACUACAACGUUCUUUGCGAUGAUGGUGUCGAAACUUUCGUUUUGGCCGGUGCUGUUAGCCGCAGCGCUUUUGCAUUUUGUGUCUGCUCAGUUUGGCGAGCCGGCAGGAAUGCGCCACCAUAUUUAUGCACUGUCCAAGCGCUCUAUCACGUCGAAAAAGGACGAUGUUGACGGCAAGACAUUCGACUAUGUCAUUAUCGGUGGCGGUCAGGCUGGCUUGACUGUUGCUUCUCGCUUAACCGAAGACCCUAGCACCAAUGUAGUGGUCAUUGAGGCUGGCAGCUCUGGUCUUAGCCCAUCGGAUGCACCGCUGAUCAACAGUCCCGCUGGUAAUGUGUACACGAGUCCAGGCGCCACGGAUAUGAACUGGAACUGGACGACCGUGAGCCAAGCACAUGUGGAUAACAAACAGCUUCCUUGGCCGCGUGGCAAAGUGUUGGGUGGUAGCAGCUCUAUCAACGGCCUCUACUACAUUCGCAGCACUAAGAAUCAUCAAAAGAUUUGGACGGAUCUUGCUGGCAAAGGAGCGGCAAGUGUAUGGGGCUGGGAUAAGCUCUUUGCAGCCAUGAAGAAGUCGGAACACUUUUAUCCUCCUACCGAAGAGGCACGCACCGUCGGUGACAUUCACUGGCAACCCAACGACCACGGCACGGAUGGCCCUGUCGCUGUUUCCUGGCCUGCCGUUUCUUACGCUCCCGUGGGCGCUUUUAUUGAUGCUGCUGGCCAAUUGUCUGCGCCACCUUCGGAUGCCUCUUAUGGUGGCUCUUCGGGUGGUACCUUUGUUGCCACUUCGUCGAUCGACCCUACCAACUGGACGAGGAGCGACGCGCGUGCUGCCUACAUUGAUCCCAACGUUGGCCGCCCUAAUUUGGUCAUUUUGACGAACUACAUGGUUUCGAAGAUCAACUUUGACACGUCGAACAAGACCAGCGUCAAGGCCACUAGUGUCAGUUUCCAAAAGAAGAAGGGUGGCAAGACGUAUCAGGUCAAUGCUUCUCGCGAAGUGAUUCUUUCUGCUGGUGCCGUAAAUACCCCUCAAAUCUUGCAGGUUUCUGGUGUGGCGGACAAGGGCCUGCUUAAUGCGAACAAUGUGCCUGUCGUCGUGGAUUUGCCUGGUGUUGGCUACAACCUGCAUGACCACUUGGCUGGCGGUGUCGAAUGGUCUCCGAAAAAUGUGUCUGACGUUGCACCGGGCAAGCUCACGGGUGAUCCCAAGGUCGACUCGUUUGUCAACUCUGCCACAUCUUAUGCCAACACGUCUACGCUUAUGAAGAAGUCUAUGCAGAGCCUAUUGGACUCGGUGCGCAAGAAUCAGACUGCCGCCGUCAGUGCGUACGAUGCGCCGGAUGCUGUCAAGCAGGGUUACAAUGCCACCUACGGUGCCUUGGCACAAAAUGUGUUGGGCACUGAUAUCGGUAUUAUGGAGAUUCUCUUUGCCAUGGUGUUUGAAAAAGUCCAGGUUGAGGCAGCACUUCAAUCGCCGCUCUCCCGUGGCUCGAUCAAAAUUCAGUCGGCAGACAUCUUUGAUGCUCCUCUUAUUGACCCAAAUUACUUUGAGCAGUCUUCUGACUUGACCGUGCUUCGUGAAGGCUUCAAGCUUGCACGUGCUGUCGGCAAUCAAGCACCGCUGAAAGACUACCUCGACCAGGAGGAGAAGCCUGGCAGUAGCGUGACCAGCGACGAUCAAUGGGAGCAAUGGCUCCGUGGUAUUAUUGGCACGGAGUUCCAUCCUAGCGGUACUUCGUCCAUGCUUCCUGAGGAGUUGGGUGGUGUUGUUGACCCCAACUUGCUUGUCUACGGUACCCAGAACCUCCGUGUAAUUGACGCUUCUGUCCCGCCGAUCCCUCUUUCGUGUCACUUGAUGUCAGUAACCUAUGGCGUUGCGGAAAUCGGAUCUGAGAUUGUAAAGAAAAACAAGAAGAACUAUGACGCAAAGACGCAGGGUGCGGGUGCAGGUGCGGGCACAGGCGGCAAGGCUUCUGGUUCUGGAAAGGGUAACAGUUCCAAAGGCUCUGCCAAAGGCAACUCUGCCGACGGCACUGGCAAGGGCGUGGUGAGCUCGAACAGCGCCAAGACCAGCAACGGUGCUACGUCUAAUAUGGGACGCGCUGUCGUUGCUCUGGUGCUGGCGUCCACAUUGGCCUCGAUGUCUGUACUUCUCUUGUGA